CCCCUCCCCUACGAUCAAACAACACUAGAUAGGUUUGGUUUGGUAAUUGAAUAAUUUUUAAUCAAAAGAGAUCACUGCCCAACGGAUCCAGAAUCAUAGAGAGAGCCUAGCUACUAGCCCCGCCGAAUCGUGUCACAGCAGAUCCAAUCUCCAUUUUCGAUUAUCUGGAGAGUUUGAAUAGUAAAUUGAAGAUCGAAAGUUAUAGCGAUCUGAGUUUUGGAGAUCUGUUUCCGAUGGCGAGGAAAGGGAGAUUAACGGGCUCGAGAGUAUCUUCCCUUGUGCUCUCAAUGUUCGCUACUUUCGCUUCCUUCUACGUAGCAGGCCGUUUAUGGCAAGAAUCACAAACUAGGGUUCAUCUUAUCAACGAGCUCCACCGAGUCACCGGACAGGGAAAAUCUGCCAUCUCAGUGGAUGAUACUUUGAAGAUCAUAGCUUGCAGGGAACAGAAGAAGACACUAUCAGCUCUUGAGAUUCAACUAAGUGCAGCAAGGCAAGAAGGUUUUGUUACAAAGCGUACUACUACUGAUGGAACCGAAACCAAGAAAAGACCACUAGUGGUUAUCGGUAUCAUGACAUCUUUGGGUAACAAGAAGAAAAGAGAUGCUGUUCGGCAAGCUUGGAUGGGAACAGGUGCAUCAUUAAAGAAAAUUGAAACUGAAAAGGGUGUGAUUGCUCGAUUUGUUAUUGGAAGAAGCGCAAAUAGAGGAGACAGCAUGGACAAGAGCAUUGAUGCUGAAAACAGUCAAACCGAUGACUUCAUUAUUCUUGAUAAUGUAGUUGAGGCUCCCGAAGAAGUUUCUAAGAAGGUUAAAUUGUUCUUUGCCUAUGCUGCCGAUAGGUGGGAUGCACAGUUUUAUGCAAAGGCCAACGACAAUAUCUACGUAAAUAUUGAUGCACUCGGAAGUACACUUGCAGCACAUUUAGGGAACCCGCGGGCUUACAUCGGUUGCAUGAAAUCAGGCGAAGUUUUCUCAGAACCGAACCAAAAAUGGUAUGAACCAGAAUGGUGGAAAUUCGGUGACAAGAAAGCAUACUUCCGGCAUGCUUACGGGGAGAUGUACGUUAUAACUCAUGCAUUGGCUAGAUUUGUAUCGAUCAAUAGAGACAUACUUCAUUCGUAUGCGCAUGAUGACGUCAGCACGGGCUCAUGGUUCGUGGGACUUGAUGUGAAACAUGUAGAUGAAGGAAAGUUUUGCUGUUCCGCUUGGUCCUCAGCUAUAUGUGCAGGAGUGUAGUAGGACCAAAUUUACAGAGAAGAACACAAGUGUUUGGCUUUGCGGCUUAUAGAGAAGCUCACAACAUAUUUGUCUGAAAAAGGCUAAUUACACCAUUUAGUGCUUAUGUAACUUUAAACUUUAUCAUCUUAUAACUACAUCCUUACCCUUUUGUGGGCGGCAUGAGGCAUUGUAUUAUGCUAUAAAGACUAAAGUGUAGGGUUUUGGAUGUGAGCGGUUUUACUUACCAAAAGUUUGGCUAGUUUUUUCAUAUCAAAUCUAUAAAAAUCUUAUAAUACGA
Eruca vesicaria subsp. sativa (arugula) is the source of this 1515-nucleotide messenger RNA. The record is from the annotation of a GenBank genome assembly. Lineage: Eukaryota; Viridiplantae; Streptophyta; Magnoliopsida; Brassicales; Brassicaceae.